Haliotis rubra (blacklip abalone) is the source of this 1935-nucleotide messenger RNA. Its product is annotated as ankyrin repeat domain-containing protein 16-like. The coding region runs from base 3 to 1082 and encodes 359 amino acids. The transcript has 7 exons. The record is from RefSeq and is a predicted model, not a curated record. Lineage: Eukaryota; Metazoa; Mollusca; Gastropoda; Lepetellida; Haliotidae. Gene Ontology annotation, molecular function: protein binding.
AAAUGUCUAAUAUUUACAAAGCAGCACAAACUAACGAUGAAAACUUUUUCAAGCUUUAUGAUGAUGCGGACACUUAUAUGUGUUACAAACAUGAAAAAUCGGGAGAUUCGGUUCUGCACAUUGCUUCACGAUAUGGUCACUUGAACCUGGUUCAUUUACUUCUGGAGAAAGGUGGCAACCCUGAAAUUGUUAAUUUGGACGGCAAAAGACCACUUCACGAAGCCGCCCAAAAUGGACAAAUUGAUAUUGUCAAAUAUUUGUUAGAUUAUGGCGCAACUGUUGAUUGUCUUAAAAGAGCUGAUUGGACACCUCUGAUGCUGGCAUGCACAAAGACAAAUCCUGAAGUUAUCAGAGCAUUGUUGGAAAAGGGAGCUGAUCCUGCAUUGAGGAACAAGGAUGGAUGGAACUCCUUUCACAUUGCAGCCAGGGAAGGGAGUGUGGAGAUUCUUCAACUAUUGCUUCACCAUGAUGCUCAGCUGUGGAACACUGUGAGCAAGAACGGAAGAACACCUCUUCACACAGCAGCACUCAAUGGCUGUACCGAUGCUGUUCGGUUCCUUGUUGAGUCAUGUGACUACCCAUGUGACAUGGUUGACAGCUGCGGUACAACACCGUUGAUGGAUGCACUGAGAGCAGGACAUGUUGACACAGCACAAAUUCUGCUAAACUUACACAAGGCUGAUGUGGCGAAAGAGGACAAGCUGGGCCGUCAACUCGUGCACCUGGUGUCGGAGGCAGGGCAGCUGGAGGCCCUUGACUUUCUUCUGGACACCUUUCACAUGUCUGUAGACACCAGGACAUCCACAACUCAGUGUACUCCCCUGCAUGUGGCCGCCAAGGAGGGUCAGGAUGCUAUCAUGCAAUGCCUGUUGAGACGUGGUGCCAAUGUCCAUCUCUUGGAUACAUCGCUGAGAUCUGCUCUACACAUUGCCAGUGGCGGGCAGCAUGCAGGGUGUGUGGAGCUUCUGCUACAACAUGGUGCUGGUGCCAGCCAGGACAAGCAUGGACAGACAGCCAGGCAAAUGGCCAAGAAAGAUGAUGUAAAACAAGUAUUCAAGAAAUAUCUGGAUCAUGUCACUUGAAAUAUCUGCAAAAAGAUUUAAUAUUUUUGGGUUGUUUUCACGAUAUUAUUCACACUCUGGGUCACAGUUCAUUACACUUUGGACAUUCCUAGGCUUAUUUUACAAAGUGAUCUUAACACAACUACACCUAUUAUAUCAAUGUUCAGUCACAGGAGAUACACCCUUCAUAAUCCCGUGAUUAUACUGAUACCGAACUGACCAUCGCCAGGCAGGAUAACAACAAACCUCUUUAUCAUCUUUGGGUAUACUGAGGCCAAACUGUGAUCUUCUGGUCGAGAACAGAUGCUGUAUAUGCUGGACCAAGUAGACAAUCUGGUGGACAGUCGUGGUGUCAUAAGCUGUGGACUGUUUACAGGCGGCUGUCAUAUACCUGCAGGAGUGCCUGCUGAGGAGUUAUGUAACACUCACUCACACACUUUUAUAUGAUUCAGCUAAGUUAUUUGUUUUUGUACCUCUUGACAGAUGACACUCUGACACAAUCAUUAUCCCAUCCCCUUAUCCUGUCAUGACUUCUCACAUUCACAGGGGGCAGCCUAGUGGUUAAGGCGCUCACUCGUCACACUGUAUACCCAGGUUCGAUUCCCCAUAUGGGAACAAUGUGUGAAGCCCAUUUUUGGUGUCCCCCGCCAUGAUAUUGCUGGAAUAUUGCUAUGUGUGUAAGCAUUCAUGCCAGGGAUAGCCAGGGUUUCUCACAGGAGUGUAGUCACUGUUACAUUUUAAAAGUAAUAACAUUUUGACAUUUAUAUGCUUACGGAAAAGCCAUAUAAAAAGUUAAAAUUCAACUGUUUGAGAGGCAUUCAACAAGUUGUACCCUUUUGAAAACCAAAACGUCGCAAUAAAGAAGUUGAUCAUC